Caenorhabditis auriculariae is the source of this 3786-nucleotide messenger RNA. The record is from the annotation of a GenBank genome assembly. NCBI's taxonomy places the organism in Eukaryota, Metazoa, Nematoda, Chromadorea, Rhabditida, Rhabditidae.
AUGGGCGACCGGUAUGGGCCACCGCCAAUGUCCAGAGAUGCACAGGUUUUCUUUUUCAAAAUGGUUUUCAAAAAUAAAAAAAUAAUUUUUUAGACAAGACUCCUCGCGGUUGACGAACUCUUACCGAUCAUCGAUAGGAUUGUCAAUCAAUGGGUUGGUUUUUAAACCUUUGAAAUCGAUUUUUUUCAAGAAAUAUUGAUUGAUUUUUUUAACUAAAACGUUUUUGUUUUGGCCUAGUAACAUGGGCAAAAGAAUCAAAAAAAGCCCUAAUUUUUCAAAGUUUUUUUAAAAGGUUCCAAAAAAAUGUUAUUCUAAACAUUUCUGAUCUAAAAACUUUUGUUGAUUUGACUCAUUAACAGUGGAAUAGCCCAAGUGACCUUUUUAAGGGCCUUAAAAAGGGAAAAAAUUCAUUUUUAAGCUUUUUUUGAAUGUUCAUAAAGUUUUUUUAUUUUUCGAAUUUUUGAUUUUUUUCACGGAGUUCUCGAAACAUAAAACCAAAGUUAUUCAUUGAUUUUUGAACUUUAUUUUAAUUCAGCAGCACGGUGAAAAUCUAAGGGAACGCUCUUUUUUUAAACUUGCCUUUUCAAAAUUCAGAUUUUGAUCUAGUUUCUUGAAAAAGACCGAGUAUAUUAAUUGAUUUUUUUGAUUUUUUUAAUGUUUUCAAUAACCUUUUUUUGAGCCUAUUUGAAAUUUGAACUUCGAUAUUUGAAAAAAAGAGCCUGCCUAUCGAUUUUUCAAGCUGUAUUUCCAUCGACCUUUAUUGUUUCUUUGCUGUACUUUUCUUUUUUCAACACCUUUUUAUUUUCCUAACAAGGACCUUUCCGGUAAAAAAUCGCUAAAAGGUUCUUCUGUAGCCCUUAAAAGCUCUUUUUAGGUACUUUGGGCUUUAAAUACUCCCUUAAAAACUUGAAGGAUGCUCCAAAUUCGACUUGAUGUUUUUGUAGGGUUCAAUAAACAUGGAAGGACUGAAAAUGGAAGCCGAACGGGAGGCGACGAAAAUGGGCGCCAAGUUACCGGUGCUCCUGAGGUCUCCUCAGGAAUGGGAGGCCAGAAUCAAGAUGCUCGCCGACGGCGGGAAAAUCAACGCUGUCUAUAAAGUGAAGAAAUAUAUACUCAGGAACGCCAGAGUGGUCCCUAGAGGGGUUAGGAAAACAGUUCAUAUUGGAGACAAGUAAAAAAAAUUAUUUUUUGAGUGGGAUGAAGGAGUAAAUCAGAGGUCCCUAUAGGGAAAAAUUCAGUGGACCCGUGAGCCCUUGAAGCUUAAGGGGGUCCCUAUAGGGGUCUUUUUUCAUUCUUCAGAGUUUUGUUGAUAUUUUCCAUUCAAAAACGAUAAUUUUAAGAUUUUCGCAUGGAAUCGCUUCAUUAGAGAGUUAAUUAAAAUAUUUCCCUAUAGGGGUCACUUCUGCAAGCUUUAUUGGCCCCCCACAAUGCCCCUAUAGGGACAACUCAAGCACCAAAAAUCGAUGAAUUUUUCCAACUUUGAACUUCAGGAUGGUACCUUGAGAAUGCCGGGCAAUCCGUUCAGAUCGGUUCGUCGGAAUUUAUUUUCAAAAAAGUUAAUUUUUGAAUUUUUAGCUCGAGAGACAAGAACCCCGAAACUCCGAGUCCCAGAUCAACUACGUGCGAUUCCUCUCGUCCGAACAGGUCGAACGUGAUAAAGUGAUCGUUUUUUCCAGAUUUUCAGACAAACGCUUUAUUCAUUCAUAAAAACGGAUCUUGUUUUGAAAUGACGCGAAAUUGCUCCAUAAAUCAAGUUUCAGAAACCUUUCUCGGCAUUUCGAAACAUGCUCCGUUUCUCCGAUUAAUAAGCGAAAUUCAUUUUGGGAACUGUGUCGAAAUUUAUCACUCUUUCGAGAAUAUAAUCUGAUUUUGAAUGUCAUGCUCAAGCUCCGCCCCUAAUAGUGUGAUAAACCAAUCAGAGGGCGAGCCAUUCAGAGCGCGUUUUCGGAUGACGUCAUUGUAAAUGACUGGGAAAAUUUCUAGUGGCCACUAUAGAGGCUCGCCAAAGACUACUUGGAGAGGACACUAAAGUGGCCACUAUUUUCCUUUUUAGUGGCCACUUCAGUAGUUUUUAUCCAGUAUUCCUUCCAGUAACUCUGAUAAUUUCAAAACGAACAGAUUGGACCAGUUAUGUUGAUCCAUUGACCCCUUAAGUGGCCACUAAAAUUUUUAGUGGUCCAGUAAGAGCACUUAGACCUCUAUAGUGGCCACUAACUUUUAACCCCUUGAGUGGCCACUAAUUUGACCUCUGUAGUGACCACUAAAACGUCAAAACCCUAUAGUGGCCACUAAAAAUUUUUAAAAAAAUCUGGAGCCAUUAAUUUAAGACGUCAUUUACGUUGCGUAAACGGUCCUGCAAAUGGCCUUUGAACAAAUGAAUGAAAAUUGAUUUUUAAUCGAUUUUUUUCGUUUUCAGUACGAAGGCGACGUCUUCAAAUCGCCUCGCUGGCCGGGAUUGCCGGAUCGCGACCGGAAACAGGCCGAAUGCAACCUGAAAGACCUGCAGAUGUACGAAGGAGCCCCGAAUUAUCGAGAGUUGGUGUCGAUUUUAUAGUUUCUUUCACUGCUGGCUUGAACUUCUGACCAAAAUGAUGUGGAAUAUUGAAUAAUGGGGCAAUUUGAAUUGAAGUCUUGUCCGGUUAUUAUUUUAUUUUCACGUCCUUUCUUGAUCGAUUUGGAAUUUUCAUCAAUUGCAAGAUAGUUCAUUCACCGCUUCUGAGAAAAAAAAGGAAAGUUGAAUUAAACGCGCCCUGGCGCACUACAGCGAUCAAAACGUUGAGAUUACUAAUGACAUGAAAAUUACUCGAGAUUUUUCUGAGAAUGUGUCCACGAAAACACGCACCGACGCACUACAACAAUCAAAACGCGGAGAUUCUUGUUGUAAUGAAGACAGUUAAAGAACUUUCCAAGGCUCUACUCGUUAAAACACGCUCUGACGCACUACGGGCAACUAAAAUGAUUACCAAAGGUUUCAGCUUAGUUUUGUUAAUAUUUCUUUUACGGUUCUUCUUUUAAUUUUCUGUUUCUUUGACUGUUAUUAUAUCACGUUUCGAUCGCUGUAGUGCGCCAGGGCGUGUUUUAGCCGUAGUGCUCCGGAGCGUAAUUUUUUUGUUCAAUUUUUGAUCUCAAAACUUCUUUGGAGUGUUUAUUCUCAAGGUUAGACGGAAGAAUCUUUGUAGAGACUUUCAAGGGUAAUCCUUUCGUUGAUGAUUCUUGAAUACAGUCUCAUUUUUGAGCGCCUUUUUGGCGGUAGCUCAAACCAGCGGUGAAUGAACUAUAUACAGGCGGGACUACGGCUCGACUUCGAGUCAAGGACAACGGCAGGACUACCCGGAAGAGUCCCGGUACUGGGGUCGAGAUGAAGAAGAAGAGGACGAAGUAGAAAUAGAAAGAUGUCGACGAAGAAGGAAACAGCUGCGGGAAGAGAUCGAACAUUUGGAGAGACGACAUGAAAGAUAUCGAAACGUUCCGGACCGGGUUUUCGGCAAAACGACCCGGAGCGGAGUAGCCGUGUGCUCGUAUUGCAACUCGUACAACCUGCACGUCAGCGAUGGAUGUCCCAAAAUCAGAAGGACCGACUCGAGGUGGAGACUCGCCGAAGAGCAGAGACGCUGCGGGAGCUGUCUUCGCUUUCACCAGCCUCCUUGUCACGAGAAACAGUACUGCGGAUAUUGUCGCGUCAGAAUCUCGGACCACCAUCACUCCCUGUGUCCCCUUCCCGAAGAAAAAGCCGACCUGGAAGAGAAGAUCGAUGCCCUCACGAAGGAGCUCCGACUUUGGUAUUGA